AACACAUAUGUGUGGUAUAAAAAAGCUUACCGUCUCCGUGAUACACACUCACUCUUCUUAUUUUACGCUCUGCUCUCAGUUCAGAUUUAAUUAUCGUGCCAUUCGCAACAGACCAACCAACCAACCAUUGAAAGAUGACCUCCAAACCCGUGCUGUACUACACCCCUGGUAGUCCACCCUGCAGCUCGGUUAUGCUGUGUGCGGCCGCCUUGGGUCUUGAGCUGGAUCUGAAGGUCGUAAAUCUCAAAGAUGGUGACCAUCUGACGCCGGAAUUCAUCAAAAUGAAUCCCACACACACCAUUCCAGUGCUAAACGAUGAUGGGGUGGUGGUCACAGAUUCCCAUGUCAUUUGCUCCUAUCUGGCCGAUAAAUAUGCCGUCGAUGAUACGCUGUAUCCCAAAGAUAAGACCCAGCGCAUGCAGGUUGAUUCGCGUCUCUAUUUCGAUUGUGGCCAUUUGUUUCCCAGGGUGCGUCUCAUGGUGGAACCAGUCAUAUAUUUUGGUGAGGCCACAAUUUCGGAAGAGAAAAUCCGUUAUAUGCAACGGGCCUAUGAUGGCCUGGAAAAGGCCUUGACCGGUGGAAAAUAUUUGUGUGGUGAGAAUUUAACAAUUGCCGAUUUGUGUUGUGCAGCCUCAGUGGCAUCGGCCGAGAAGUUUGCCCCCAUCGAGGAGGAGAAAUAUCCCAAAGUGAAGGCAUGGCUUCAGUGCCUGUCAGAGUUGCCGUAUUAUAAGAAAUUCAAUCAGGAACAGGCGGAUAUUUUGUAUAAUUUGGUCCAAACUAAAUUCGCAGAGAAUAAGAAAGCUUAGGAUGAUGAAAGCUUAAAAAAAUGACAAAUAUUUUUUUUUGUGGGAAUUUUGAGAUCUCUUAAGGACGGCCUGCUAUAGAGAGAAGGC
Messenger RNA from Musca domestica (house fly), 893 nucleotides. Its product is annotated as glutathione S-transferase 1. The record is from RefSeq and is a predicted model, not a curated record. Lineage: Eukaryota; Metazoa; Arthropoda; Insecta; Diptera; Muscidae. Gene Ontology annotation, biological process: glutathione metabolic process. The transcript has 3 exons. The coding region runs from base 135 to 806 and encodes 223 amino acids. Gene Ontology annotation, molecular function: glutathione transferase activity.